AUGUCAGGUUCUAUCUUAGCUGCUGUCCGCUGGCGUGUACCUAGAUCAGUCGUAUCUGUGCGUAGUAGCUCGACCAGCCGGCAGUCCCGCCAAAAAGACAUCGACAUCAUCCGUCGCCUGCGCAGACAAGAGCGUAUCACAGCCGCCACUUUGGAUGCUGAACUAGACGACUUUCUGCAGCGCUUCGACACUCUCUACACGUCGAGCUCUGCCAGUGAGGAAGCCGUCGCUACUGCUCUGCGACAGAAAAAGUACAUCUCUACAGAACGACUGAGCCAUACAAAGAACAUGGCCAAGUUUGGUCAAGAGAUCGUCGACGACUUCAAUGACUUGAAAAAGCACAUCAAGGACCUCGAAUCCGAGCCAUAUCCAGAUUGGCAGCCUGGUGACUCGGAUGUCGUUCUCCGUCAAUUGGAUGAUCCUAACCUGAAACCCCAAGACUUGGAGAGCGAGAUGAACACCAGACACAAGGACGUCAAGCGUCUUCUUGACCAGGCUGACGAGCAUUACGAAGCCUUGGUCAGAACUAGACAAGCUCUGCGUGAGAGAGGUGCGGCCGCAGCUGAGACUGUUGCCGACGACUUUGUCAACUCACACUCAUCCGAUUAUGACUUUGCGAAUCUCAUUGUCUCCCUGGAUCCUGUCGAUCUCGAUACCAUAGACGAAACACCCGCGGCCAUUCUUGCUCAACUGAGACGAAACACUCCUUAG
Molecule: messenger RNA, 711 nt
Organism: Aureobasidium namibiae CBS 147.97
Lineage: Eukaryota; Fungi; Ascomycota; Dothideomycetes; Dothideales; Saccotheciaceae
Exons: 1
Coding region: 1-711 (236 amino acids)
Source: RefSeq, a predicted model, not a curated record